Messenger RNA from Plenodomus lingam JN3, 504 nucleotides. RefSeq lists its product as uncharacterized. Lineage: Eukaryota; Fungi; Ascomycota; Dothideomycetes; Pleosporales; Leptosphaeriaceae. The record is from RefSeq and is a predicted model, not a curated record.
AUGCCAUCGAUAUUCGGCAAGAUUGGCAGAAAGUCGAAUCCAUACAUGGACACCCAGCGCUUCGAUUUUGAGCCCAUGCCACAAGGCCGAUCAACACAAACAACCGCCUCGACGACUCCAUCUCACCCUGUCAAGAACCUACGUGCAGUCUCGCCGCGUGGCGCGUCAGAUCUUCUGGCCGAUGCCCGAUUAGCUGUCGGUCGUGACCCAGUCACUGGACGACGGCGUCCCGAUAUAGCUACCAUGACAGCGAGUGAACGAGAUAUUUUUGAGAGGGAAUUCACUGGGCAAUUGAAAGAAUUGGAAGAGAGAAGGAGGAUUGCAUAUCAAAGCCUAGCAAGUGUUAAGAACUCCCCGGGCGAACGGUUCGAUCGAUGGUUGCGAAAGAUGCCAGCCAACAAGUACACGCCUGCCAAGGCGACGGCGACGAGACAGGAACCUGUCUAUCGCGACGCCAUGGGUAAUGAAAUCGAGUAUUAUGCGCCUACGAGAAGGAUUGGGUAA